AUGUGCGAGAAAGAUACGAUCGAUAUCAAUACGGUUAUAGAGUCCUUCGCCAUUAAAAUUCUUACCACUAUUGCCGAAGUAAACAACAUGUACGUCAUCGAGUUAAUCGCUUCUAUGUGUAGUAGAAAGAUGUUUACAUCUACAAACAGAUGUUUAGUUUCCUCCAAGCAGAUUAAAAUCGAACGGGCAGUCGCCGACUGGGUCACUAUACUUGUGGUUCGUGCUCUCGGUAAAAGUGCUGGUUCAGUAAAAGAAAACAUCAUUGGUCAAAACCUAAAUAGAGCGAAUAACAGAUUGUCGAUUCUUGACAUAAGAGCGGAUUUGAAAAUAGUGAACAGCUGCUUUGCUUACCCGAGUGCAAGGUUAAAUAAUGAGAUUGCAUAUUCUAAUACUACAAUAAAACGUUUAUACCAUAGAACAACAGAAGUAAGUAGCAGUACUUCUAAGAUGGCAAAGUUGAUAGACGGCAAGCAGAUAGCUAGCGAAAUACGUGAAGAGCUGCGAAGAAAAAUCGAAACAUGGAUGGCACAGGGAAACCGUGCUCCGCAGCUGACUGCAAUACUGAUUGGUGACGAUCCUGCUAGUGCUACGUAUGUUAGCAAUAAAAUGAAGGCCGCUGCGGAUGUUGGUAUUGAAAGCAAAACGGAACGGUACAAUACAGACAUUACAGAGCCAGAACUACUUGACCGUAUCCAUCAAUUGAACAACGAUGAUGCCGUGGAUGGAAUAUUAAUACAACUGCCGGUUCCAGGCCACAUCGACGAGAGGAAAAUAUGUAAUUCAGUAUCAUGCGACAAAGAUGUAGACGGUUUCAAUGAACGUAACAUCGGACGGCUUUGUUUGGAUAUGAAUACUUUAAUUCCGUGCACUCCAUUAGGUGUACAAGAGCUCAUCAAAAGAGCUGGAAUUGAAACGUUCGGAAAAAACGCUGUAGUUGUAGGCAGAUCCAAAAAUGUGGGUAUGCCUAUUGCUAUGCUAUUGCACGCAGAUGGACGAAACGACACUUGUGCCAUGGAUGCUACAGUAACGAUAUGUCACCGGUUUACUCCUCCGGAAGAAUUAGCACGAUUUUGCCGCAUGGCUGACAUAAUAGUCACGGCAACCGGUGUGCCGCGGCUUAUAACGGCAGACAUGGUCAAGGAAGGUGUUGCUAUAAUAGAUGUCGGUAUCACUCGAGUAACGGAUCCUUUGAGUGGCAAAACUAAAUUAGUAGGAGAUGUUGAUUUCGAAGAAGUGCGCAAAAUUGCUGGUCAUAUUACCCCAGUUCCAGGAGGCGUCGGCCCGAUGACCGUUGCGAUGUUGAUGAAGAAUACAUUUAUUGCUGCUAAGAAUCUAGCCAAAAAAAGGCAUACAUCUUAA
This is a messenger RNA of Anopheles marshallii, 1359 nucleotides long. RefSeq names its product bifunctional methylenetetrahydrofolate dehydrogenase/cyclohydrolase, mitochondrial (gene Nmdmc). Gene Ontology annotation, biological process: tetrahydrofolate interconversion. The record is from RefSeq and is a predicted model, not a curated record. Bases 1 to 1359 code for a protein of 452 amino acids. Gene Ontology annotation, cellular component: mitochondrion. Gene Ontology annotation, molecular function: methylenetetrahydrofolate dehydrogenase (NAD+) activity; methenyltetrahydrofolate cyclohydrolase activity; methylenetetrahydrofolate dehydrogenase (NADP+) activity. The transcript has 5 exons. Lineage: Eukaryota; Metazoa; Arthropoda; Insecta; Diptera; Culicidae.